Salvia miltiorrhiza (redroot sage) is the source of this 478-nucleotide messenger RNA. RefSeq names its product auxin-responsive protein SAUR20-like. The record is from RefSeq and is a predicted model, not a curated record. Bases 133 to 396 code for a protein of 87 amino acids. Lineage: Eukaryota; Viridiplantae; Streptophyta; Magnoliopsida; Lamiales; Lamiaceae. Gene Ontology annotation, biological process: response to auxin. The transcript has a single exon.
CAACACAUUUCUCAUCUUCAACCACCAAACAAGCAAUUUAGUUUAAUGUCUUCUUGAAUUUGAUUUCUUUCACAACUACCUGAUAUAAAGAAAAUAAAAAUCUCUAAUUUCACUUACUUGAUUUGUUCAACAAUGGCCAUCCGCCAAAUGCUGAGACGGUCUUUAUCCGGCGAGAGAAGGUCAGCUGAAGUAGUUCCAAAGGGGCAUCUUGCUGUUUAUGUUGGUGAUAAUGAAAAGAAGCGCUUUAUUAUUCCAGUAGCGUACUUGAACCAUCCCUCGUUUCAAGAGUUGUUGUUUCAAGCUGAGGAAGAGUUCGGUUUCAAUCAUCCGAUGGGAGGCCUCACCAUUCCUUGCAGUCAAGAAUUAUUUGUAGAUUUCCUCUCUGGCUUUAUAUAGCACAAGAUGAUUAAUUUGUAGCAAUUGUUUUAGGAGGAAUAGAAUUUCGUAGAUUAGAAAAUGUAUGUAUCCAUUGGAAAUA